Molecule: messenger RNA, 1857 nt
Organism: Nothobranchius furzeri (turquoise killifish)
Lineage: Eukaryota; Metazoa; Chordata; Actinopteri; Cyprinodontiformes; Nothobranchiidae
Product: zgc:112083
Source: RefSeq, a predicted model, not a curated record
UAGAACCGCAGCGCCGCCACGCAGCAGCCAUUUCCGGUUACACAGGAAGUAAACAAACUCAGACAAGCUUGGAGGAGGGAAGAAGAAAAAGAAAUAGCUAAGAGUUUACAGCUGAGCACGCGCCACACCAUGACGUCGACAAAAAGACGGGAGAACUUUGAGGUGGUUUGUGCCUGGGACUCCUGCAGCUUUGAGGGACACAGCAUGGAGGAGCUAAGUGAACAUAUGUCUCAUCAUCUGAACGACUACCUUGGAGACAAAGAUGCCCUGGAGGAGCUGGAUGAGUUUGCUUGUCUGUGGGACGGAUGUGAGUUCCUCUCCAUGGGCAGCCCUGCAGAGCUGGAGGUGCAUGCAUAUUUCCACAACUACCACAGUAAGCUCAAGUUUGUUGGGUCGCAGCUGCUCAAGUCUCGCCCUGACCUACCGAGCUGCAACCUGGGCGUGCACAGCAACAACCUGUUGCCCGAGGGAUCAGAUGAAUUUGUCUGCCAGUGGGAACAUUGUGACAGUACAUUUAACAAUCCUGAGUGGUUCUACCGCCACGUGGACAAUCACGUAGAGAAUGCUGAACAGCAGUCUCUUUCCCAGCAGCAGGCGCUCCUCUGCAGCUGGGCGGGCUGCGACGCCUUCUUCAAGAUCAGGUACCGGUUGAGAGAGCACAUGCGAAGCCACACUCAGGAGCGUAUUGUAGCCUGUCCCACCUGUGGCUGCAUGUUCUCCAGCAACACGAAGCUGUUUGACCACCACCUCAGGCAGGCUGAACCCAUCGAGUCGCUAGUGUGUGAACAUUGUGGAAAAGCAUUUCCCACCGAGAGGCUUUUGAGGGAUCACGUUCGUCAGCACGUGAAUCAGGUGAAGUGUCCCUUCUGUGACAUGACCUGCACCACUCUGGCAGCUCUGAAGAUCCACAUCAGGUUUCGCCACUGUGAUGAGCGACCCUUUCCAUGUGACUUCUGUGAUAAAAGCUUUAUGAAUUAUUGCAGAUUUAAGAACCAGCGGGAUCUCCAGAAGCACACGGACGUCCACAACGAGGGCACCGUGUAUUACUGCACGGUGGAGGGAUGCGAUUAUUCCUGUCACACCUUCCAAACCAUGAGCCACCACUUCAAGAGGGCUCACGAGGUCGGGGGAAUGUCCAAAUAUAAAUGUCACAUCUGCGAUAAGGUCUUCUCCUGGUGCUACACCCUCACGCUUCACCUCCGUAAGAAGCACGAGCUGAAAUGGCCGUCUGGACACUCUCGCUUCAGAUACAAGAAGGACGUCGACGGUUUCCUGAAAGUCAACAUGGUGCGUUUUGAGACCGUCGAGGUGACAAAGGAGAUCAUGAAGAACAUGGCCAAGAAGCCGCAGAAACUCAGACACAAUCAGAGACCCAGCAGCCGGAGCAAGAGGGCGGCCGCCACGCCGUCCACCACCGGAUCCUCCUCGCCGUCCUCCAGCUCCUCCUCCUCAGACUCCUCUGACCUCUCUGGAGGGGAGGACAUGUCGUCCCAGCACAGCCCCAGAGGCAGGGACUCUCCGGUCUACUGCAGGAUGAGGACCGUCCCUCACACGGUGGACGAGGCUGGAGGACAGAGUCGGGAGGACUGUGAUGGUGAGGGGACCUCCGGGGCCGUUCAGGCUCUGACGGAGGUCGCCAGGGGCCUCGGCAUGGACGUAGUUUGAUGUUUUAGAGCGGAGCUGUCAGCAGAAACAUGUUACAUGAUUACAUUUCUGAAUUUCAAACGACUUUACCGCCACGGGACAGUUGCACCACGUUUGGUUCCUAUUCUUAAACGCUGGCUUAGCAGGACUUUUAUUUUGUGCUCUUUAGUUUUAUGGUUAUACAUUUUAAAUCAUUAAAAAAUAUAUUUGCGU